Molecule: messenger RNA, 1457 nt
Organism: Xiphophorus couchianus (Monterrey platyfish)
Lineage: Eukaryota; Metazoa; Chordata; Actinopteri; Cyprinodontiformes; Poeciliidae
Gene: glra4a
Product: glycine receptor, alpha 4a
Exons: 9
Coding region: 1-1368 (455 amino acids)
Biological process (GO): monoatomic ion transmembrane transport
Cellular component (GO): plasma membrane
Molecular function (GO): transmembrane signaling receptor activity; glycine binding; transmitter-gated monoatomic ion channel activity
Source: RefSeq, a predicted model, not a curated record
AUGCUCCCACAAGUCAUUCGGAUUUUGUAUGUCUUGUCUUUUUGCGUCUUCCAAGGAGGCUUCAUCAGAUUGAGCUCCUGUAAGGAGGAGACAAAGCCCCCCGGCCGGGCCGAACCACAGCUUUCACCUUCUGACUUCCUGGACAAGCUCAUGGGGAGAACGUCAGGAUACGAUGCACGCAUCAGACCCAACUUCAAAGGCCCUCCUGUGAAUGUCACCUGCAAUAUUUUUAUCAACAGCUUUGGGUCUAUUACAGAAACUACCAUGGACUACAGACUCAACGUGUUUCUACGGCAAAAUUGGAACGACCCUCGAUUGGCGUACAGCGAAUACCCAGACAACUCCCUGGACCUGGAUCCUUCCAUGCUGGACUCGAUCUGGAAACCUGAUCUGUUCUUCGCAAAUGAGAAGGGAGCCAAUUUCCAUGAGGUCACGACCGAUAAUAAGCUGCUGCGGAUUUUCCACGAUGGCAGCGUUCUUUACAGCAUCAGGUUGACUCUAAUCCUGUCCUGCCCUAUGGACUUGAAAAAUUUCCCAAUGGACAUUCAGACCUGCACCAUGCAGCUUGAAAGCUUCGGUUACACCAUGAAUGACCUGAUCUUUGAGUGGCUGUCUGACAACCCUGUUCAAGUGGCUGAUGAUCUCACACUCCCACAGUUUGUGCUGAAAGAAGAAAAGGACUUGGGUUACUGCACUAAGCACUACAACACAGGUAAAUUCACCUGCAUUGAGGUGAAGUUCCACCUGGAACGGCAGAUGGGUUACUACUUGAUCCAGAUGUACAUCCCUUCGCUCCUCAUCGUUAUUCUGUCCUGGGUGUCCUUUUGGAUAAACAUGGACGCUGCGCCGGCCAGAGUUGGUCUGGGUAUCACCACAGUGCUGACGAUGACCACGCAGAGCUCUGGUUCUAGAGCUUCUCUGCCGAAGGUGUCCUAUGUGAAGGCCAUUGACAUAUGGAUGGCAGUGUGCCUUCUGUUUGUGUUUGCCGCCUUGCUGGAGUAUGCAGCCGUCAACUUUGUCUCGAGGCAACACAAGGAGUUCAUCAGGCUGAGGAAAAAGCAACGGCAGCAGAGAAUAGAGGAGGAACUCAUGCGGGAGAGCCGAGGAUUUUACUUCCGUGGUUAUGGACUCGGUCACUACCUGCAAGCCAAAGACGGGACCGCCGUGGAAGGGCCCACAGUGUUCUCCCGUUUGCCCCCAGUCACUAUAUACGACGGUGAAGUCCUUCACAAGCGUUUCGUUGACCGGGCCAAACGGAUCGACACCAUAUCCAGAGCCGUCUUUCCCUUGAGCUUUCUCAUAUUCAACAUCUUCUACUGGGUCACCUACAAAGUGCUGCGACACGAGGACAUCCAUGCAAACUUGUAAAAUGCUUUCUGCUGACAUUAUGUUAAUGUUUUUUUCUCAGAACCAAAACUGCCUGUUUGACCCAUUACAGUGAGUAAAAAAAAAAAAAA